Protopterus annectens (West African lungfish) is the source of this 7210-nucleotide messenger RNA. It is a transcript of the gene OTOF, whose product is annotated as otoferlin. Gene Ontology annotation, biological process: synaptic vesicle priming; plasma membrane organization. Lineage: Eukaryota; Metazoa; Chordata; Ceratodontiformes; Protopteridae. The coding region runs from base 161 to 6208 and encodes 2015 amino acids. The record is from RefSeq and is a predicted model, not a curated record. The transcript is spliced from 46 exons. Gene Ontology annotation, molecular function: AP-2 adaptor complex binding; calcium ion binding. Gene Ontology annotation, cellular component: presynaptic active zone membrane; synaptic vesicle membrane.
GUUUCAGUGGGAAGGAUCCAGGAGUAGCGCCUUAGCAGUGCAGCAGUACAGCAGUGGCACAGGGCACUGCUCAAGUCACUGGUACAAGGGCAGGUGUUUGGCCCCUUCCUCUUCCUCGCUGACCUCUGUCCCCGCGUCUGCGGCCCUGCACGCACUCGGGAUGGCUUUAAUAGUUCACCUGAAGACGGUCACUGAUCUGCGCGGAAAGGGGGAUCGCAUCGCCAAAGUAGCAUUCAGAGGGCUAUCAUUUUAUACAAGAGUUCUUGAAAACUGUGAAGAUGAAGCUAGAUUUGAUGAGACAUUUCGUUGGCCUAUUGCAAGCAACAUUGAUGGAAAUGAGAUGCUGGAAAUUCAGGUCUUCAACUACAGUAAAGUCUUCACUAACAGACUCAUCGGGACAUUCCGUAUGGUGCUACAGAAGGUGGUGGAGGAGGCACAGUUGGAAGUUACAGACACCCUCAUAGAUGACAACAACAGUUCCAUUAGGACUAGUGUUACAAUUGAAAUUAAAUACCAAACUAUGGAUGGAACAGUGGGAGCAUGGAAUGAUGGAGAAUUCCUGGAAGGCCCAAACCAGCACUCUGAAAAUGAUGGCAGUUUUCAUUUUGAAACGGACAGCUUGCUCUCUGGUCACAGUCAAAGUUCUGGUGUUUCCCCAGGCAGAUCACAUCAAAGCUUGCACUCAGGGGAAAGAACUUUCAGAAAAGCAGGAAAAGGAGUUUUUUCAGCCAUGAAACUUAGUAAGACACGUCCACCUAAAGAAGACAAAAAUAAAGAUGAGCCAGCAGUUUUGGAAACAGAAGACUUGGACAGAAAGGCAAUUCGACUUGGAGGAGGUUUGGAUCCAGAUACUAUCUCACUGGCCUCGGUCACAGCUCUCACUACCAAUGUAUCCAACAAGAGAUCAAAACCUGAUAUCAAAAUGGAGCCCAGUGCUGGCAGACCAAUGGAUUACCAAGUGAGCAUAACAAUCAUUGAGGCCCGACAGCUGGUGGGGUUAAAUAUGGAUCCAGUCAUUUGUGUGGAGAUUGGAGAUGAUAAGAAGUAUACCUCAACAAAGGAGUCAACAAACUGCCCAUACUACAAUGAAUACUUUGUCUUCGAAUUCCACGUGCCUCCAGAUGUUAUGUUUGAUAAAAUCAUCAAGCUUUCAGUAAUUCACUCCAAAAACCUUCUUCGCAGUGGAACUUUGGUGGGAUCCUUUAAGCUUGACGUUGGCACCGUGUAUUCACAAGCUGAACACCAGUUCUACCACAAAUGGGCAAUUUUGUCAGAUCCUGAUGACAUCACAGCAGGGGUAAAAGGUUAUCUAAAGUGUGACAUAGCGGUUGUUGGGAAAGGAGACAACAUUAAAACACCACACAAAGCCAAUGAAAAAGAUGAUGAUGAUAUUGAAGGAAACCUCCUUUUGCCGGACGGAGUUCCAUCAGAGAGACAAUGGGCACGUUUUUAUGUAAAAAUCUACAAAGCUGAAGGUCUUCCAAGAAUGAACACCAGCAUCAUGGCCAAUGUGAAAAAAGCACUUAUUGGAGAAAACAAGGACUUGGUUGACCCUUAUGUACAAGUGCAGUUUGCAGGGCAAAAGGGAAAGACAUCAGUGCAGAAGAGCAGUUAUGAACCUACGUGGAAUGAGCAAAUUAUUUUCACAGACAUGUUCCCACCACUUUGCAAAAGGAUGAAAAUCCAAAUCAGAGACUCAGAUAAAGUGAAUGACGUGGCCAUUGGAACACAUUUUGUUGACUUGAGAAAAAUUUCAAAUGAAGGUGAUAAAGGGUUUCUGCCAACACUGGGCCCUGCCUGGGUGAAUAUGUAUGGCUCAACAAGGAACUAUACAUUAAUGGAUGAACAUCAGGACCUAAAUGAAGGCCUUGGAGAAGGUGUUUCAUUUAGAGCAAGGCUGCUGCUCAGUAUUGCUGUGGAGAUCCUGGAUACUAGUUCUACUGACAUCACAAGCUCUACUGAGGUCCAGGUGGAGGCAGUUCCCCAAGUAUCUGAAAAUUGUACAGGAAAAAUGGAGGAGUUCUUCCUUUUUGGAGCUUUUCUCGAAGCCACCAUGAUUGACAGGAAAAUUGGGGAUAAGCCUAUAAACUUUGAAGUCACAAUAGGUAACUAUGGAAACCAGCUUGAUGGUAUAACCAAACCAAACAUUACAAAGAAGAAAGAAGGAGGGGAAGGUGAUGAAGAGGAGUCAGAGCUCCUUCAAAACUCAAGUGAAGAUGAAGCUGAUGAUGAUGGAGAUAUGGUCUCAGUUUCUGCCACACCACCAAUGAAACCUGUUGUUACAGAAAGGAAUUACUUCCAUUUGCCAUAUUUUGAAAAGAAGCCCUGCAUCUACAUAAAAAGCUGGUGGCAAGACCAAAGGAGGAGACUCUACAAUGCCAUAAUAAUGGACAAGAUUGCUGAUAAACUGGAGGAAGGGCUGAAUGAUGUUAAUGAGAUGAUCAAAACUGAAAAGCCAUAUCCUGAGAGACGUCUUCGAGGUGUUUUAGAGGAGUUGAGCAGUGGAUGCAGUCGUUUUGUGACCCUGGCAAACAAAGAUCAAAACCAGCCUGGGAGGACGAAGCUUGAUCGUGAGAGACUAAAGUCUUGUAUGAGGGAAAUGGAAAACAUGGCACAACAAGCUAAGACCUUGAGAUCUCAGGUGAAAAAGAAUACUGUAAAAGAUAAGUUAAAACUGGUGAUGAACUUCCUACAAAAACUACGCUUCCUUGCUGAUGAGCCUCAGCACAGUAUCCCAGAAGUUUUCAUCUGGAUGAUGAGCAAUAACAAACGAAUAGCAUAUGCUCGUAUUCCCUCCAAGGAUAUUCUGUACUCCAUUGUCGAUGAAGAAACAGGCAAAGACUGUGGGAAGGUGAAAACUGUUUUCCUGAAGUUGCCUGGAAAGCGAGGGUUUGGCCCAGCAGGCUGGACGGUGCAGGCUAAAAUGGAGGUAUAUAUGUGGCUUGGAUUGAACAAACAACGUAAAGAUUUCCUUAAUGGCCUGCCAUCUGGCUUUGAAGAGAAUAAAGCAGUCAAAGGCCCAGGAUUACAGUCUUUCCCACCCAUCAGCCUGACAUACAUAAAAAAACAACUGUUCCAGCUCAGAGUGCACAUGUAUCAAGCUAGAAGCCUAUUUGCAGCAGACAGCAGUGGGCUGUCUGAUCCUUUUGCUCGAGUUUUCUUCUCUUCUCACAGUCAGUGUACAGAGGUUUUGAAUGAAACUCUGUGCCCUACUUGGGACCAGCUGCUGGUGUUUGAUGAUGUGGAACUCUAUGGUGAAGUUCAGGAGCUCCGUGAUGACCCUCCAAUCAUUGUUAUUGAGAUAUAUGACCAGGACACUGUGGGUAAAGCUGAAUUUAUGGGUAGAACAUUUGCCAAACCUGUGGUAAAAAUGUCAGAUGAAAAGUAUUGCACACCUCGGUUCCCGCCACAACUGGAGUACUACCAGAUAUACCGUGGCAAUGCUACAGCUGGUGACCUGCUGGCAGCAUUUGAACUAUUGCAGAUUGGUCCGGCAGGAAAGUCUGAUCUGCCUGCAAUUGAUGGCCCAACAGACAUGGAACGUGGCCCCAUACUUCCUGUACCCCUAGGAAUUAGACCUGUUCUCAGCAAAUACAGAGUGGAGAUCCUAUUCUGGGGUCUGCGGGAUUUGAAAAGAGUAAAUCUUGCUCAGGUUGAUAGACCAAGGGUGGACAUUGAAUGUGCUGGAAAAGGAGUUCAGUCUGCACUUAUCCAGAAUUACAAAAAGAACCCCAACUUCAGCACCUUGGUAAAAUGGUUUGAAGUGGAUCUACCAGAAAAUGAAUUGCUUCAUCCUCCACUCAAUGUCCGUGUUGUAGAUUGUCGUGCUUUUGGCAGGUACACACUUGUAGGAUCCCAUGCUGUCAGCUCUUUGAGAAAAUUUAUUUACAGGCCUCCUGACAAGAAAUCUCAAAACUGGAAUACUACAGUUAAACUGAUUAAUGGCUAUAUGAACCUGGCAAAUGGAGGAACCCACUCUCGUCCCACAGGUGAAAUUCUAGUCAAUGUUGAACCUGAGGUGCCAGUCAAGAAAAUGGACACUGUUGUCAAACUGGAUGCUGGAUCUGAUGCAGUUGUUAAAGUUGAUGUGACAGAUGAAGAGAAAGACAAAAAGAAAAAGAAGAAAAAAGGAGGUGAAGAGAUAGAAGAAGAAGAGCCAGAUGAAAGCAUGCUAGACUGGUGGUCCAAAUACUUUGCUUCCAUUGAAACUCUGAAAGAGCAUCUUCGACAACAAGAGGCCGCAGCUGCUGAAGCUGAAGAAAAAGAUGACUUGGACACUGCAGACGAAACCAAAACUGAUGAAUCUCCCAUAAAAGGAUCCAAAGGCCAGCAGUCCAAGGGAAAAGAGAAGGCCAAACCUUCCAAAGAGGACAAGAAGAAGAAGCAACAAAUAAAUGAGGCAUUGGAUAAGAAGAACAAACAGAAAAUUGAUGAACUAAAGGUGUAUGAUAAAGAGCUUGAGAUUGAGUUUGACAACUUUGAAGACUGGCUGCACACUUUUAACCUCUACAGAGGGAAAAUUGGAGAUGAUGAUGAUAACACAGCUGAUGAAGACAGAAUUGUGGGACGCUUUAAGGGUUCCAUGUGUGUGUACAAGAUGCCUCUUCCAGAGGAUGUGACCAAAGAAGCAGGAUUUGACCCUAACUUUGGAAUGUUCCAGGGAAUUCCAAGUAAUGAUCCUAUCAAUGUGUUAGUUCGGGUAUAUGUUGUUAGAGCUACAGACCUACAUCCUGCAGAUAUAAAUGGGAAAGCUGAUCCAUACAUAGUCAUUAAAUUAGGGAAAACUGAAAUCAAAGACAAAGAAAAUUACAUUUCAAAACAACUGAACCCUGUAUUUGGCAAAUCUUUUGAUAUCGAAGCCACUUUUCCCAUGGAAUCAAUGUUAACAGUGUCUAUCUUCGAUUGGGAUUUAGUAGGCACUGAUGAUCUCAUUGGAGAAACUAAGAUAGAUCUGGAAAAUCGUUACUACAGCAAACACAGAGCCACCUGUGGGAUCUCUCAAACAUAUGCCAUCCAUGGUUAUAACAUGUGGCGAGAUCCUAUGAAACCUACGCAGAUUCUGUCAAAACUCAGCAAAGAUGGCAAACUUGAUGGACCUCAUUUUGGGCCAGGAGGAAGAGUAAAAGUAGCCAACAGGGUGUUUACAGGAUCUAUUGAAAUAGAAGAUGAAAACGGUCAGAAGAAACAGACAGAUGAACAUUUGGCUUUGACAGUUCUUCACCAUUGGGAGGAGAUACCUCGUGCUGGCUGUAAACUGGUAACUGAACAUGUGGAGACCAGGCCCUUGCUGAAUCCUGAAAAGCCAGGAAUAGAACAGGGCCGUAUUGAGAUGUGGGUUGACAUGUUCCCAAUGGAUAUGCCAGCACCUGGAGCAGCCAUUGAUAUUUCUCCUCGAAAGCCAAAAAGAUACGAGCUUAGAGUGAUAAUUUGGAAUACAGAUGAGGUAAUUCUGGAAGAUGAUGAUUACUUCACAGGAGAGAAAUCUAGUGACAUUUUUGUGAGGGGCUGGCUGAAGGGGCAGCAGGAAGACAAGCAGGACACUGACGUCCAUUACCAUUCGCUCACCGGAGAAGGGAACUUUAAUUGGCGUUUCAUCUUCCCCUUUGACUACCUGAUGGCUGAGGAAAAGAUUGUCAUCUCUAAGAAGGAGUCCAUGUUUUCUUGGGAUGAGACAGAAUACAAAAUCCCUGCCCGUUUGACCCUGCAAGUCUGGGAUGCAGAUCACUUCUCAGCUGAUGACUUUUUAGGUGCAAUCGAGCUUGACCUGAACCGCUUCCCACGUGGUGCUAAGACAUCAAAGCAAUGCUCAAUUGAUAUGGUGACCAGCGAAGUGGAGCUUCCUACAGUCUCCAUUUUCAAACAGAAGAGAGUAAAGGGUUGGUGGCCCUUCGUGGCUCGAAACGAGAACGAUGAACUGGAACUAACAGGCAAAGUUGAAGCAGAGCUGCAUCUCCUCACAGCAGAAGAGGCAGAAAAGAGCCCCGCCGGUCUGGCACGCAAUGAACCAGACCCAUUGGAGAAGCCAAAUCGACCAGAUACUUCCUUCAUAUGGUUCCUCAACCCGCUUAAGUCCAUCAAGUAUCUCAUCUGUAAUCGUUACAAGUGGCUCAUCAUUAAGAUUGUGUUAGCAUUGUUGUUGCUGGUCAUGGUGGGCCUCUUCCUUUACAGCAUGCCUGGCUACAUGGUCAAGAAGCUACUUGGAGCAUGAGGCAUUAUCUUCACUUUUGGCACUUUAAAAAACACUGCCCAGAAGUACACUAAACUCUUAACACAAUCUAAUGCAACAAUUAUAGGUAACAGUAUAUGGAGUAUUUACUAUUUUUUGUAAAAUCUGCUGUUCUAAAUCAGAUUACUUUAAAUCACGUGUUACUGUGAUUUGGAAGAAAUCACAAACACUUAAAAUACAGAGCAUUUAGGCACCAAAAAUUAGGUCAAUAGUAUGAUCUAUAACGAGAAGCUCCAGGUUACAAAUACGAGUCACUGAAGUCUGAAGAUGUCAGCAUUAUACAAGCACAUACCUUUUCACUUUAUUCAAAUGAUGAAUUUUCUUGUAAUCUAGACAAAUUCCAUACUGUGCAAUACUUGUAUAUGUGGUUAAGAGAUAUAUAUCAUUGAAUCUUGAGAACAAAAGUAUGCAACAAAAAGCAUGCCUAAAAAGAAUAAAUCAAAAAAUACAUAAGCAGUGCUUAGAUGGGACCACCAGACAGUGAAAUCAAUGGUCUGCAGUAAAUAGCUACAAUUCUUGUAGUUGUUGUUUACUAACUGUAGUUAAUUAAUUGCUGUUUACAAUAUCUGUACCCAUUUUGUGAUACAGCAAUAGCUCAUUUAAAGAACAAAUAUAACAAAGAUUGUGUAACUGCACUGGAACACUACAAUAUAGCAUUUAACUGCAUUAACUUCAGUUUUGGUUUGGAAUUCAGUUCCAGAAUUGUUUUGGUUUUAAAAAGUAGUUAUAUAUAGUUUUUACAAUUUUUGAUUUUGCUUUCAGUUCUGAGUUAUUUUAAAAUUUGGUUUGCACUGGCAUUAAUAUUGUAAGAUGUUAUAGUUUGGUAUGUGUUUAUUUUGUGUGCAUAUUCAUUUUAUUUGUCUGUAAUAAAUGAAUGCCCUGUCUUAACAGUCGUCCAAAUACAAACCUGAUGUGGAUGCUGCGACCAGUACACAUUGCCUGUGUAUUAAUAUGGAGACACUACAGGUAUUACUUCCUAGGACU